CGAAUUUUAAAAACAAAAAUUGUGGCAAAAAAGGAGAAAGAAAGCGACAACACAUCAACAAAUAAAAUUGUUACAGCAACAGCUUACUAACGAAUAAAAAUGGAUGACUGGGACGAAGCAGAUUUAGUACCAAGUCUGUUUGAAAAUGCAGCAGAAAUGAAGCUUUCGAAUUUUUGUAUCGCUGCACAAGAAGGGAAUAUUGAAAAGCUACAACAAAUGCUGGAUCAGAAACAAGUCAGGGACAUCAACAUGCAAAGUCCUAAGAAAAAAGAAACAGCUUUGUUAUACGCAUGUAGAGGUGGACAAUUAAAGGCUGUCAAUUUUUUAGUUGAGCAUGGUGCUGAUGUAAAUUUAAAAGACAUUCGUGGCAAACAUAGUCUUCACUUAGCUUCAUCAGGAGGAUUUUUGGAGAUUGUAAAAUAUUUGAUUAAUCAAAAAGCAAAACUAGACGUUGUGGACAAAUAUGGCCGAAGUUGUUUACAUUGGGCUGCAACAAACAAACAUUACGAUAUUGCUGUAUUAUUGCUGGAAUCAGGUGCUCCAGUCACAUACAGCAUAUCCAACAAUUGGCAACCGUUACACGAAGCAGCGAAAAGUAAUGAAGUGCAAAUUUUACAAUUGUUGAUGAAGAAUGGUGCACAUAUCAAUAACCCUGUGACAGACAAUAAGCCUCAGCCAUUCAGCCCACUUCAUAUUGCUGCGCGUGAGGGAAGUGUGGAAUGUUUAAAGUUAUUGCUGGAGAACAAAGCUGUUGUAAACGCUGUCAACCGGGGUAAAUCAACAGCUCUACAUGAAGCAGCUUUCAAAGGAUCGAAGGAAUGCUGUCGUGAGCUGAUUCUACAUGGUGCUGAUCCGCACGCAAGAAAUAAUUUAGAAAGAACUCCAUUAUUAGAAGCUUGUAAUCGAGGCAACUUACAAGCCGCCAUAUUGCUGCUUGAUGCCGGCUGUUUUGUUAAUCGGCCCGACAGAGUGGGAGACACAGCUCUACAUCAUUUGCUACGUCACAACCAAGAACGGUUGACUGCGGAACAACUGGCAGGAUUUACAGACAUUUUAUUACAAUAUGGUGCUAAGAUGAAUACUGUCGGCACCGAUGAUGAAACUCCGUUGAUGCUGACUCAGCGUAUGAUGGAGAAAGAUGUAUAUGAUGUUAUGUGCACAGCGAUGGAGAAACCACGUUCGUUACUUCACUGUGCGAAGAUAAUGUGUCGUAAGAUAGUUUGUUGUCAAUAUGAGAACAUCAAAAACUUCCCUAUCCCGAAAAAUUUACAAAUAUAUUUAUUACAAAAUUCAAAAUAUUAUUCUGGAUGGUAAAAUAGUAGUUGUAAUUUCGCACGUGUACAAUGUUAUUUUUUUACUGUUUUUAUUAUUAAUUAGAUGUUUUAUUUAUUGGUAUAUUUCUAAAUAUUUUCCUUAUUUUUAUCUUCUGUUUAACGUUUUGUUUAAAAUCUCUCAAUAUUUUCAAAGUUUUAUAAAUUGAAAAAGAACAUGGAGGGUGAAAUGGCUGAAAAAAUAAGAACAAAAUAACAAGAAAGAAAAACAAUGGCGAUGGUAAAAUUUUUGUGAAUAAUGCAACAAAUAUGCGAAAACCUAAUGUGUAAAAAAGUUAUUAAUUGUUGUCUCGAUAAGUGAUAUUUUCAUUGCUUUUUUUAACGAUUUUUACCAACAUUUGUCACCUUUUUUUGCUUCUUUUUUUUUGGUGUCUAAAACUCUAUUUGAUAUGGAAGUUAAAUUUUUAAAAUUUUCUGAAUUACUUGCUCAAUUCUUACCAAAAUUUAGUGACUGUUAAUAUUUUUUACGACUGGCAUAUUUUCUAACAAUUUAGACUCUGUCUGUUGACGACGUCAUAAAUUAUUAAACAUUGCUCAAAACUACCAUAACAAACUAUUUGAAACGGAAAAUACUAUAAAUUCUGACCUAUUGAUCGAGCGUGAAAAUUACAAAGUCGUGUGAUACGAAUAGGGGGUAGUUAUUGAAUAACUUAUAAUUUGCUAUAAAAUUAAUUGGAAACCCGCGGACCGCGGAUCUAUUCCUGCUCACUGCUAGGUAGUGUGUUACUUAUGCACAAAGUAGUUCUUCUUCACUUCAUAUAUAUGAUCACUACCAUAAAAAAGUGACGGAGGUGUGCAAUCGACCGUCACUUAUAUUGACCGUUAUUGAAAUUCACCUAUAUCAACCGGCAUUAAAAUUCACUUAAAUCAACCGUUAUUGAAAUUCACUUGUAUCGACCGGCAUUGAAUUUUACUCAUGUUUAGAUGUAUUGUUUUUAACGCAAUUAAUUUUAUUUUUUUUUUACAUUUUUUUUUGGUAAAACUUUAAAUUAUCAAACACUAACACUGCUUGUCAAACGUAUUUUAUCUGAUCAAAAUGGCUAAUAAAUUGCGGCUUUGUGCUAACAAUGCUCCAAAAA
Molecule: messenger RNA, 2410 nt
Organism: Hydractinia symbiolongicarpus
Lineage: Eukaryota; Metazoa; Cnidaria; Hydrozoa; Anthoathecata; Hydractiniidae
Product: 26S proteasome non-ATPase regulatory subunit 10-like
Exons: 8
Coding region: 100-1314 (404 amino acids)
Molecular function (GO): protein binding
Source: RefSeq, a predicted model, not a curated record